Messenger RNA from Schistocerca serialis cubense, 1756 nucleotides. RefSeq names its product ribonuclease kappa-B. The transcript is spliced from 3 exons. Bases 124 to 417 code for a protein of 97 amino acids. Gene Ontology annotation, molecular function: RNA endonuclease activity. The record is from RefSeq and is a predicted model, not a curated record. NCBI's taxonomy places the organism in Eukaryota, Metazoa, Arthropoda, Insecta, Orthoptera, Acrididae.
UAGAUCACAUGAGUAACAAGUGAAGGCGUAACCAACCCAGAUACAUUUCAUGGGCAUAGCCGGGAGUUGAGGAAGAAGUUUUUUUUAUUAAACUUUGAACAACGGGGAAGUAUAGUGUUAAUAAUGAAGUUCUGUGGACCGAAGCUGUCACUCUGCGGACUUAUUAUAAGCGUGUGGGGUAUCAUACAACUUGUACUUAUGGGUAUAUUUUAUUAUGUACGGAGUGUGGCAUUGGCAGAUGAUCUUCCUGGUGUGGAAAAGGAAUUUGAGAAUCUUAGCGAGUUCUAUGCUGCUGCUGAUGCAGGGUACUUGCAGAAUGCCUACAACUGUUGGAUUGCAGCAUGCCUCUACAUUUUCACACUUCUAAUAUCAGGACAUCAGUUUUAUGUUAAUAGUCGCUCAUCUUUAAGUAUGUGAGACACUGAACAAGUAAAUGGAAAAAAUUAUCAAAUUUCUUCCAUUUUCUUGGUCCAAUCACCUGAAAGAAAUAUGUAGCCUCACAUUUUAAAUUUUGAAAUCCAGGUGAACCACACAAGUAUUUCUGUAAAAGUAAGUUUGGUAUAAGUAAUGCAUACUUAGUGAAGUUUCAUAAUUUAUUCGUUUUGAGUAACAAUGCUCAAUUAUCUUUUAAAACUAAGGUGGUAACAGGCAUUACAGUUUUUUUCAUUUUGAAUAUAUCAGUAUUAGCCAUGGUGUAAUUGUUUCCCAAAUGCUUACAAGAAGUCGUAUCUAAAUAGGUUAAUGAUGCUAGUGAGGUUUUGUUUUUCAAAGGUUGAAAGUUUCAAAGAUUUCAUUGUAAAUGUGUAUCAUAGAUAAUUAAUAUAGCGGUAAAAUAAUCUUAAGUUUAUAUGAAAAUUGUGUGUUGAUACUGUACGUAAUAGGACAGUUGCAUUUGCUGUAAAAGUAUAUACUUCACUAUUUUCUUUCUCUCUCUCUUUAUUUUUUUACAAAGAGUUUUCACUACAAACUGUUGAUAAUUUUGCAGUUGAAAACAAAAUGCACAAUUCAGUGGAUAUAGGGCAUUUUAUGAUUAUUAGUAUUUCAGUAUUGAAAAUGUGCAGAAUUAAUUAUUUCCACUGUUGCAUUUUUAUGUAGAUAGAAAUACUGUUUUAGUUCUGUGUGAUAGUUUAAUUUUAUAACUAGAACACUCUACUCUGUGUAUUUAUAAGAUUUGCUGCUGAAUAAUUACAUUCCUGUAUUUGAAAGAUGAGAGAACUUUAUCUUAAGGAUGCUGGUAACUUUUUACAACCAGACAACAGGAAAUUGUCAUUUUUCUCACAACCAUGAUGUAAAUACUUCCUUGUGUAAAUAAAGCUUUGUUUGUGAAACAGUCACUCCAGAAUUGUUCGAGGUGCCAUAUAACUUAUUAUAAAAUUGUUAAGCUUGUAAACCAUUUAGGAUAUGGACUUAGUUUCCCAUUUAUCUCAUUUAUACUGCAACAAUUACAUUUAUAACUAAUCAGUUCUUUAGCACACUAGCUGUGUAAUCAACCCUGCCCUUACAUUAAGGAAUUAAUAGUAUUCCUUUUAAUCAUGUUAAAAAUUAAACAUGUUAUAGCAGGUCCCAAUAGUUCUGCAAGAGAGAUCAUUGCCUAAUUGAGUUGUGAACAAGUGUCAUAUGACUUUAUUAAUGGAGAUUAUACUACAUAACUUUUGAUUAUGUUACUUCAUUACGUACACAAGAUAUUGCUCUCAAUAAAUGUAUUGUAUUCAACAAAGUACAGAAUGUAGUAUUAAAACCAGAACUUAAUUUUGAA